Molecule: messenger RNA, 1977 nt
Organism: Mizuhopecten yessoensis (Yesso scallop)
Lineage: Eukaryota; Metazoa; Mollusca; Bivalvia; Pectinida; Pectinidae
Product: hsp70-binding protein 1-like
Exons: 6
Coding region: 186-1163 (325 amino acids)
Source: RefSeq, a predicted model, not a curated record
UUGAAGCAAGGCGUAAACCUUUGUCGUUAAUAUGUUUUGUGUCCCAUGCUGGAAAAUUCGGGAAAAUCCACAGUCUUCGAGAGAAUUCUUCAGGUCUUUAUAAUCAGGCAUACAAAAUACCAGUCUUAUUUUAUAAAUCUUUUUUGAGUUAUUGAAGUCUUAGUCGAAACGUGUCAAUUAGAAGCAUGAGCGCUAGCGGAGGCGGAGAUGACCAAAGAGAGUCUCGAGUUCCCAGGGAUAUGCAGGGGCUGGUGAAGUUCUGUAUCGAGCAAGGGGCUGAGUGUGACAAUCCCGAGGGGAUGCUCAGCCAAAUGACAGCAGAGAGACGGGAAUGGCUAGAGUCAGCUCUUAGUAAUAUGACCACUAAUCCUGUUACGAGGAUGAAAGAGGGACUUAUCAAGAUGAAUCAACCUGAUGACGAAGACAACGAAAAUUUGACAGAUGAAAAAAUAGCUGCUAUUGAGGAGAUUAUGGAAUGGUGUGAAAACAUUGAUUUAGCAAUAGAUUUUCACAAAAUUGGAGGGUAUGAAGUAUUGGCAAAGCAGUUCGACCACAGUGAGCCCGAGGUUAGGUGGAAUGCAUUAGAGCUUCUCGGUAUCCUAGUACAGAAUAAUCCCUACUGUCAGGAGGCAGCAAUUAAACAUGGGUUACUUCCCCUUGCACUACAGAUUAUAGAUAAUGACAACAACGCCACUGUCCGCACGAAGGCACUCUACGCCAUCUCUUGUUUGUGCAGAGACGUACCUGAUGCCCAGAAGGUGUUUGUUGAAAAGGACGGCUUCUCUGUUAUAAUGAGAGCUAUGCAGACUGAUGUGGAAAAACUGAAAAUCAAAGCAGCAUUCAUGCUGAGUAGCAUGUGUAAUGAAAAACCAGAAUUUAAAGAUAUAAUGUGUGAUAUAGGUAUGAUCGACCAGCUAGUAGGACAUCUACAGGAAGAGCAUGGCGCUUUCCAUGAACACAUGAUGUCUGCCCUGCUGACUAUCGUACGUGAUCACCCGCGGGCGUAUGAGGAAUGUCAUCGACACGAACUCAAUCUCAUCAGUACUCUAAAUAACAGGACAGAGUUCCUGAAAGGGAAGGAAGAGUUCCAGGAGGAACUAGAAUAUGCAACAGAGCUGCUUAGGUUAUUAGAGGAUCCAGACACCUCAGACGUGGCUAGAUGACCACAUCAAGGCUACAUAAGGCAGUAGUGGACUUCAGGUCUGCCCAUUAGACCAGUACUCUCACGCUUGAGAUGGCCGAGUAUGCACAGACACGCUUCAGUGAUUAUACCAGUAGCAUGUGGUUGUAUUGUUGUAUAAUUCCUGGAACAAAGUCAUCCAUGGGUCAUCGAACGAAGUUUAAAGUGGAUUGACAAUACAAAUGUCUUCACUACGUAACAUCUUUUGUGCAGACGCUUUUGUUUUCGAAGAAAUUUCCUCAAAUUUUCAAGGCUUGUCUGUGAUGAUUUGGGGGAAAAAAUGUUGUUUAAAAUUUUUGGAUAAAUAGGACAAUAUAUGGGAUGAAAGUCAAUGCACGGCAAAUGUAUUGACACACUAAAAGCAAUAUUUAUAAUGUAUGCAAAAUUUUGUUUAUUAUAGUGACUAUUUGAUCAAAUUGUAUGCUAACUAGCGAUGUACCAUUAUGUCAGUAUAUUGCGAUUCAAGACUGUAUCAGUAUUGUAUUGUUAUAAGAUGUUCUGGAUAAAUUAUCAGGGAUAACAUCAUUUUGAGGGCAUUAGGAAAAUAAUUAAUAAACGAUGAAAUCAGUUAUCAAUUUAUCUUGGUGCUUAAUUGUUAAAGCCUACUGUAAGUGUGGCAAUUAUGUACUCAAUUUUUCACUUGAUAUUUAAUCACAGUUGUGAAAAUAUGAUAUCUGACUUUGUUUAUUCAUAUCUUAGCUACAUGUUUAUUGUUUACACGCUGGAAUCUCACUUACAGAAGUUUCAAUUUGACUUCUGUAGGUCUGAUAUCAUUAAAAUGAAGGAAGUAUAUCACU